Molecule: messenger RNA, 1707 nt
Organism: Prunus avium (sweet cherry)
Lineage: Eukaryota; Viridiplantae; Streptophyta; Magnoliopsida; Rosales; Rosaceae
Source: RefSeq, a predicted model, not a curated record
CGGCUUUUUUUUCCCUCCUCUUCUUCCUCACAGCAAAACCAAAUCAACCACAAAACACAGAGAUGGCCAUUCCCACCAUGGCCUUCUCAUCGUCACCUUCCAUUCUCUCUCCACAUUGCGCAACUCACCAACCUCUUGUUCGCUCCCACACUUCUCUCUCUUCAUUACCCAAAACUGCUACUGCCCUCUUCAGCUUCUCAACUUUUCAAACGGUUCCAAAAUUCCCGUUGAAUAGUGACAAAAGAAUCCAAUGCGCUGAAAAAGGCUCUUCAGCUUCAAGUCUUGAUCCCAAGUCCGGAGUUUCAGUCUACAAGCCCAAGUCCUAUGAAGUUCUUGUCACUGAUGCUGCAAAAUCGCUUGCUUAUGCUCUUGAAGAUGGAAAGACCCGCUUGGAGAUUGAUUUUCCACCCCUGCCUAGCAACAUAUCUUCUUAUAAGGGGUCUUCAGAUGACUUCAUUGAUGCCAAUGUACAACUGGCCUUGGCUGUUGUAAGAAAGCUCAAAGAAAAAAGGGAAACGAGAGCUUGCAUUGUGUUUCCUGAUAAGCCAGAAAAGCGCAGGGCCUCUGAGCUGUUUAAAACAGCUAUUGACACGCUCGAUGACAUAACCAUAGGUUCCCUGGAUGAUGUCCCCGGUGGUCCAGUCACCAACUUCUUCAGAUCUAUAAGGAACACACUUGAUUUUGACUUUGAAGAUGAAAAUGAAGGUCGUUGGGCAUCCAAUGAGCCUCCCUCUCUUUAUGUAUUCAUUAAUUGUAGCACCCGUGACCUUGCUUCAAUAGAGAAGUAUGUGGAAACAUUUGCCAUGUCAACCCCGACACUUCUAUUUAAUCUUGAACUUGACACAUUGCGUGCUGACUUGGGCCUUGUGGGCUUUCCAACCAAAGAUUUGCACUAUCGCUUUCUUUCUCAAUUUAUUCCAGUGUUCUAUAUCCGAAUAAGAGAGUACUCAAAGACAGUAGCAGUAGCACCUUAUAUAGUGAAUUACAAUGGAGCAUUGUUUCGCCAAUACCCUGGUAUGUAUUAAAAGAUUUCUUAUAUACUGGAUUGUUGCUUUUUCUUUAUCUUAACUUUCAUAGGUUUAUAAUCUAUUUAUCCCAACAAAUUGGACGACAGUCCUUAGAUCGUUUAGAUUAUACGAUAAGGACUUCUUGGAAGAACGAUUAAAGAAUAAUCUGAAGUUAUUUGAAGUUUUGCUAAUUUGUGCAAGACCUAUUAUUCACAUCAUAGUGGUUUCUCAACACUGAUGCUGGUCUGGACUUGAUGAAGAAUACAUUGUCAAUGUUUGAGAGUUGAGAUCAAGGGAUUUUGUUCAGAAGUCAUCUAAUACUCACCUUGAUGGUUGGCCAGAUUAGGAAAGGACAGGUGUAGUGGUUACGUGAUGAACAAAAUAUAUAACCCAAUAUUAGCGCGUCAUGCAAUAUUUACUCGUUUUCUGCGGACAGUUUAGAGUUUGAUUAUUUUGGGACCAUUUGUACAGCUUGCAGAGUGAAUUGGUUAUCUUUGUUUUCUUUAUGUUUGAAUAUCUAUUCUGCAAAAUAGAGUUUGUUUGGAAGAAAUAUUAGAAAAAUUAAUGUGUUCGGGAAGUAACUAAAGUUGUACUGUUAGCUUCUCUUUGGGCAUCUUUGUCUAAACACUUAAAAGAUAUUCCUUUUAGUGUUAUUCUUCUUGAUUUGGGGGAGCCUUGAUUUUAUUGUAGUUUAAAGUUG